Messenger RNA from Acipenser ruthenus (sterlet), 1044 nucleotides. Its product is annotated as heat shock protein beta-3-like. Lineage: Eukaryota; Metazoa; Chordata; Actinopteri; Acipenseriformes; Acipenseridae. The transcript has a single exon. Bases 399 to 812 code for a protein of 137 amino acids. Gene Ontology annotation, cellular component: nuclear speck; cytoplasm. The record is from RefSeq and is a predicted model, not a curated record.
AUUGUAAACAUCUUCCACAAGGCAGCUUCCUUCUGGAACUGAAGAGCGUGAUUCGACUGUAGACUGAAGCACGUCUAACUAAGCUUCUCCAAUAAAAUCCAUGGGCGCAGCUGCCAGAAAGUCUUGUGUCUUGUGGGUAUAAGCAAAGUGUAAUAGAGCAACACAGUUUGUAAACCAAGGAGCAGAGCCAGCACUCAACAGGACAGCGUAUAGAAAGACCAAGGGAAUCCCAGGAAGAAACACAGACUCGUCAUCAGACAGUAUUGUUGCCAAAUCUAAAAAAAGGCCAGCCGAUCCAGCCCUUCACUGAUAAAACAGCGGAAGCCUGUCUUUUUAUAGAGUAUAGAGCUCUGCGGCUGGGACUGGGGUCUGUCUCCAAACAGACACUCAGGAGGAGAAUGGAAGGAGUCACCGUCAGGCACUGGCUGAAAUGCCCAGUCCGCUACCAGGCCUGGUUUGUAGAGAAGGACCUGGAGGAAUGCAAGGAGGAGCACUCCUUAUUCGCCCUGCCGGGGCCCUCCGUCCCAGGGCUGAAACUGGGGAGCGAGGGAGCUGCCACUGGAGAGACAGGCAGGGAGCCUGCUUUCCAGGUGCUGUUAGACGUGGCUCAAUUCCGCCCUGAGGAGAUCCUCAUUCAGGUGUACGAGGGCUGGCUCCUGGUGAAAAGCAAGCAUGGGCCCCGGAUGGACCAGCACGGCUUCAUCUCCAGGAGCUUCACUCGCCAGUACAAGCUGCCAGACGGGCUGCAUGCGAGAGGCCUGAGCGCUGUGCUGUGUCAUGACGGGAUUCUGCUGGUGGAGACGAGACACUGAGCUGAUGAAAGAGUUUCAUUCGCUGUUUCAAGAGGCUUUCUUUGAAGUUCGCCCAUCAGCACAAGAAGAGAGAGAGAUUCCAUGUUAAAAGUUGGUCUUGUUCAACAUAUACAGACAGAAACGUUUGAAGUGUUUUGUUAAAGUGGUGAAGGCUGUAAUUACCUGUACUGUUCAGUGUGUUAAACAACGACAUAACUUUAUAUUUCAGUUAAAAUGGAUAGAAAUUAAAUAA